GCAGCACGCGGUGUCCCUUCGGUUGGGCUCGGAGAGCGCGCGAGGCUGAAGUGUGCUUAGGCUGUUUCGUAGGGUGAGGUGGGCCCAACCGCCUGCAUAUUGCAAAGCCUGGCGUUUCGCGUCGUAAUAAUAGAAUGCCAUUGGAUUAAUUGAGAAGAAGGCUACGUAUCCUGUGGCUGUGCUUGCAGGACACGCGGACUUGCAAUGAGGCUGACCGUAUGGUAGCCGAGGGCGUUGUUGUAAACUCAGCUCGGACUAUCGAUGUUCUUCUGUCUUGUCAAGCACUUCCAACACCGCAAUUGUGAACUGUUAAAUUUUUUGAAUAUGGAUAUAACAAUGAAAAAAGAUGACCUUGUGAAGAUUAUUACAUUUACACCACCAUUGUAUAAGCAACGUUACCAUUUUAUUAAGCAGUUGGUAGAUAAGCAUAAACCUAAAAAGGUGGCAGAUUUGGGAUGUGCUGAUUGUAGACUACUCUGGAUGCUGAAAUUCUGCAAUUGUAUUGAAGAACUUGUUGGGCUAGAUAUGAAUGAAGAGGUGAUGAAAGAAAACCUGUAUUCGCUGUCUCCCCUUCCUAGUGACUAUCUUCAGCCAAGUGAAAGACAGCUGACAGUCACCCUUCUUCAGGGUUCAGUUGCUCACAAAGAUCCUUGUAUGCUGGGCUUUGAUAUGGUAACCUGCAUUGAAUUAAUAGAACACCUAGAGGCAAAAGAGCUUGAGAAAUUUCCAGAAGUAGUAUUUGGUUUCAUGUCUCCAGCCAUGAUCAUAAUUAGCACACCAAACUCAGAAUUCAAUUAUUUACUUCCAACAGUAUCAUUUAGACAUCCAGAUCAUAAAUUUGAAUGGAAUCGAACACAAUUUCAGAACUGGGCUGUGGAUGUUGCUGCUCGAUAUGAUUACACAGUAGAGUUUACUGGAGUAGGAGCAUCACCUCAUGGGAAGGAUGUUGGAUUUUGUACACAAAUUGGAGUGUUUAUAAGAAAAAACCUAAGAAAUGUCGAGCCUGAAAGAUUUGAAGAAUGUCAGAGAAGAAUUUAUAAAACUGUUUUCAAAGUCAUAUAUCCAAGCCUUAAAGAUGAAAAGUAUUUGCAGAAUGCAGUGGUCAAUGAAGUUUUUCGAGCAGCAGAGAUAAUUGCAAGGAAACACCUGGACUAUAGAAAAUCUGAAUAUAAAAAGCACUGUGAGACUCUCAUUGGAACAGAAUCCCAAUUUCAGCAAUCUACUUUCCAGAUGUAUUUGGAUGAUUUUCCUUUCUCUGAAGCUGAUAGUAAAAUUAUGCAGCCAAUGGCUAAGGGAAAUGUUAUCUAUGUACCUCUUGCAAAAAUAUUUUCUUUUUCCAAAGUCAAUCAACUUUGUGGUACCUUUGAAAAACUCAAUAAGCUUGUAAGUGGCAAAAUUACACUAAGCCAUGAUGGUUCUGCAGUGAUGAUUGAGAUGGACUAUGAAGAUGAACAACAGGAUGGUGAUCAGAAUUAAAAAGAACAGUUCCUGUCAUGAACAUAAUAGUCUCAUAAUUGAAAUUCUAGUAAUUGCUGGUUUAAAAUUGGACUUAAAUACUAUAAUCAGAUGUGACAUUUUAGCAUUAAAUUGGAUUAUAGAUGGUUGAGUAACUUCUUAGUCUCCAAGAGUGGCUCUUGGUUUUGUUUUUCACCUGAGGAAAGUAGCUUGUUACCAAGGGGCUGUUGCCCACAAAGUGGAUGAGGUAAUAUUAUACUAGGUAAUACUUAAGGGUGAAGGAACCCUUCCUUAAAAAUAUAACAAAAAAUGAAAAAUUCAAACUCAAGUAAGCAAUACAACUUUUCAAACAAUUGGAAGUACAGUGAGAGUGCAGUUUACUACAUAACUCUGAAUAAGUUUGAAUGAAAAGAUGUCAGUCUAAUCACAAAGCAAAAAAAAGUGAUUGAAACAAGUUUAAAAAUUGAUAUUCCUAAUUUUAAUACUGCAAAAAAUAAAAUUUAAGGAGUUUUGUAGUAAAAUAUAGAGAUUGCUGUACAAAAGAUCAUUAGUAUAUACUAGAUAAAAUGAAGUAUUUGCUAGUAAUACACUGAAGUAUGGUAAACAUUGAGUACUUAACUAAAUAAACCCCCUGUAAUCAUGUAUUACGCUUUUGUGCUUUUUCUCCAAAUGUCUUAAUAUUUCUGUGCUACAAAAUAACUUGCUAACAUGUUUGCGUGAUUGAUUUGCAGAGUCUGAGGGGAUAACUAUACAGGUAGUUUCAAUCUUGCUUUCAAAUUCUAUCAGCAGGAAUGACAGAAACUGAUCCUGUCACAAUUCUUUUUUGUGAUGGACAUUCUAAAUCUAAAAUAUUGUUAGUGGUAAGAUGCAGCUCUCACUUUGGUGUCAUUAAACUGGUUAAUAUCAAAUAUUUCCCCUCAGUUACAAUAAAAUAUCUUC
Notechis scutatus (mainland tiger snake) is the source of this 2394-nucleotide messenger RNA. The record is from RefSeq and is a predicted model, not a curated record. NCBI's taxonomy places the organism in Eukaryota, Metazoa, Chordata, Lepidosauria, Squamata, Elapidae.